AUGCCCGGCAAACGCCAUCCAAAGGGCCGUAAUAAGCGUAAACGCGAUGGCCCGCAACUCCCCGGUUUCCUCCACCGCCAGCUCGAGGCGUUCGACGACGGUGGCGUCGACGGAAGAGAGUUCGCACCGACGACCAAGAAGUCGAAACAGUCCAGAAAAGAACUCCGCGCGACGAAGAAACGCGAUGCGAACGAGCGCAAGCAGAGCGCGGAGAGGUGGAAAGCCGAGCGCCGCGCGCUGAGGCGGUCGGGGACGCACGCUGAGGCGGAGACGCGCGCGACGAGUGCGGAGAAGGCGACGACGACGACGAGCGGCGGCGGAACGAAAACGACGCGCGGGCCGAGCGCGGGCGUCGAGACCGCGCGUGAGGGACAGAAAACGGCGCGUGAUGAUCGUUCGAAGCCUUCGACGAGCUCUGGUAAGAAAGUGGAGAGGUUGGAGAAAGCGGAGAUGCGGGCGAGCGUGCGAGAGGCGUACGAACGGGACGAGGCGGCGGCGCGGCGACUGGAGAAGAAACUAAAGGGAAGAAAGGGGCCGGAUGACGGGUUGAACGAGCUGUUCGAAGGAUUGCCGGACAUGGAUUUCUUGAACGGCGGCGAGAGCGAGAGCGAGGAGGAGGACAUGGAAGAGGAGGACAUGGAAGAGGAGGACAUGGAAGAGAGCGAAGAAGAGGAAGAGAGCGAGGAGGAGGAAAGCGACGGAGAGGAAGAGGACGUCGAACAGGAGGCGAAAAAGGAGAAGAAAGUCGAAGCCCCGGCAUCGAGUUCGGGUAAGUACAUCCCUCCUGCGCAACGAGCGCGAAUGGCGGCCGAGGCUGCCUCGACGCCCGGAUUCGAUCAGUGUGUUCGACAAAUCAGAGGUUUGAUGAACAGAAUGGGUGAGUCUAACGUCGCUGGCAUCGUCGACGACGUCGCUGAUUUAGCGCGAAAAUUCCCUAGAAUGGAGGUGUGCGAGACGACGACGAAAGAAAUCAUGACGGCGCUUACGGAGGGCCCUCGCGCGAGCGACCAGUAUUCGGCAGCCAUAGCGGCUUUUGUCUCCGGCAUUUCAGGUGCGAUCGGUCCCGAGGCUGGCGCACGUUUCGGAUCGCGUAUGUGCGUGAAAUUAGAGCAAGAACAGAUGGAGGACAAAGCAAGAUCUUGCAGCAACAUCGUGAACGUCUUCGCGCGUCUUUACACAUGCGGGCUGUAUCCGUCAAGCGUGUGUUACGGUUUUCUGGUUACACUGGCGAAGAGUUUGUCCGAGCUCGACUCGACGCUCAUGCUCACUCUUCUUCGAAUCGCUGGACCUCGUCUUCGAUCUGAAGACCCGGUCGGCAUGAAGGAGUUCAUCUUAGCGCUUCAAGCUCGCGUGGCUGAGCUACAAAAGGAACGCGGCGACGGCGAAGAUGGCGGGCAGCUAUCAAAGCGCGCACGUCUCAUGCUGGAGAUGGUGAUCGAUCUGAAGAACAACAAGAAACGCGACAACGUACAGGAUGUGGGUAAAGACCAGUGGGGAUUUCCGGUUGCUCUCAGCAAGUGGUUGCGCGGAACGAACAUGGGUGAAGCCACGGUGGCUCUUCGUGCGUUGACGUACGAAAAGCUCAUCAAGACUGAGAAUCAGAAAGGACAGUGGUGGCUUCCCGAAGCCGCCGGCACCGCCGAUUGGUUUGCCGCGCGUGCAGCGCAAGAAUCUGUCACAAAACAGGCUGUGAAAUCGCGAGAAGGGGGCGAACUGUUGGAUCUAGCGAAAAAGAUGCGAAUGAACACCGAGACCAGACGAGCCGUGUUCUGCGUCAUCAUGGGAUCGGAUGAUUUUGCCGAUGCUCUGGAGCGUUUGUUGCGAUUACCACUCGCUGACAAACAAGAUCGAGAGAUUCCUCGCGUGUUAUUGGAGUGCUGUCUCCAGGAGAAGGCAUACAACCCGUACUACGAGGUUCUCGCGACCAAGUUGUGCGAACGCGUUCGAUCGCACCGAUUGACAUUUCAGCUGUGCAUCUGGGACCAGCUCAAGGAAAUCGACGAUCCAUCCUCUUCCGUGCGUAGGAUAUCAAACUUGGCUCGACUCUUGGCUGGAUUAGUCCUCUCCGGUGCUCUCGCGCCGACGGCACUCAAGGCUUUGGAGUUCGGUGUCGACGUCGCUCCACGCGUCGCCCUCCAUCAUAAACUCCUCCUACAGGCCAUCCUCGAGGACCGAUCCAGGACCACAGCCGCGGACGCACUCUUCCAGAAGAUCGCCUCUGCCCCCGAGCUCACCAACGCAAAGGCCGGUUUCAUGCGCUUCCUUCGAGAUCCCGAUUCUUUGGUCGCCGUCGCCGCCGGCGCCCAAUCCGACUCAGCGCUCGCUAAACGUCUCGCCAAUCGAGCCGUCACCGCGCGAAACAUCCUCAUCGCCGCGUCCUAG
Molecule: messenger RNA, 2382 nt
Organism: Ostreococcus tauri
Lineage: Eukaryota; Viridiplantae; Chlorophyta; Mamiellophyceae; Mamiellales; Bathycoccaceae
Product: MIF4-like, type 1/2/3
Exons: 1
Coding region: 1-2382 (793 amino acids)
Biological process (GO): ribosomal small subunit biogenesis
Cellular component (GO): nucleolus
Molecular function (GO): protein binding; RNA binding
Source: RefSeq, a predicted model, not a curated record